Messenger RNA from Panicum hallii, 696 nucleotides. Its product is annotated as small ubiquitin-related modifier 2-like. The record is from RefSeq and is a predicted model, not a curated record. The coding region runs from base 274 to 624 and encodes 116 amino acids. Gene Ontology annotation, cellular component: nucleus. Gene Ontology annotation, molecular function: ubiquitin-like protein ligase binding; protein tag activity. NCBI's taxonomy places the organism in Eukaryota, Viridiplantae, Streptophyta, Magnoliopsida, Poales, Poaceae. The transcript has a single exon. Gene Ontology annotation, biological process: protein sumoylation.
CCGACGAGGAGGAUGGAAAGUUGGAAACGGCAAUGGCAAACGAACAGUCAGAAUUCAGAACAGACCUUUCGCUAUGGUGCACGAGAGUUGCUGCUGCGCACUAUACUGAAAAGAAAACUUGCCGUGACGAUACAAAACCCCGGCUCAUUAAACCACACCCACACUAACCCUAUAUAAACACACGCAGGUCGCAGCUCAUUCCUCCGUGCCAAGGUGAACGAACGCGACCACGCGCACACCCCUCGCCCUUCCCAUCCGACGACCUCAUCGGAGAUGGUGCGACCCGGCGACGACGACGAGGUGGACCGGAAGCCGGUGAUCAAGCCGGGCGUGCACCUGACGCUCAAGGUGCAGGACACCGCGGGCCGCACGCUGGAGCGCACCGUGCGGCGGACCGAGAAGCUGCAGGCGCUCAUGGACGCCUACUACGCCAGCGUGCCGGCCGUCACCUACGGUACGGGCAGGUUCCUGUACGACGGCGGGCGGCUGGCCGGGUGGCAGACCCCCGCGGAGCUCGAGAUGGAGGACGGCGACGAGAUCGACUUCUUCACCGAGCUGUUGGGCGGCGGCGGACGGGCUCCUGCUUCUGCUGCCGCAGCUGAUGAGCAGCCGGUGCCGGCGUAGAUCUAUCGCUGCGGAUCUGUGCAGGCCGGCCUGGAGCACUGCUCGGUCUGGUGCAGAUGAUUUAAGAGGGGC